Talaromyces proteolyticus is the source of this 2175-nucleotide messenger RNA. RefSeq names its product fungal-specific transcription factor domain-containing protein. Bases 1 to 2175 code for a protein of 724 amino acids. The transcript is spliced from 6 exons. NCBI's taxonomy places the organism in Eukaryota, Fungi, Ascomycota, Eurotiomycetes, Eurotiales, Trichocomaceae. Gene Ontology annotation, biological process: regulation of DNA-templated transcription; DNA-templated transcription. The record is from RefSeq and is a predicted model, not a curated record. Gene Ontology annotation, molecular function: DNA-binding transcription factor activity, RNA polymerase II-specific; zinc ion binding; DNA binding.
AUGGAACUUGUAAAGAUUGCUCGUAUUACCGUGGCCUGCAACUCGUGCCAGCGCCGCAAGGUCAAGUGCCACUACGUCUACGAAGGCUCCGCUUGUAGGCGCUGUGUCUGGAACGGGAUGAAGUGCUCACUUCACAAUCCCAAGAGAUCACGGGAUGAGGAGCCGAAUGGAGGCCCCCGUCGUAAUACUGUACUUGAGCAAGGAGCUGGUACACUCAAGACCACCAAGCAGGUCCACCCUCAGUCUCCUCAUAUUGAUCCCAGCCUUAGAUUCAUCACUCAGUUCCUGGAUUUGGACGAAUGUGAGUUUCUAGACCAAAUUGGCACCUCGUAUGAAGACCAUGCCUUUCUGGAACGGCCUGGGGUCGAGGGGCUCUCAAAAUCCCAGGUCGAACACCUGAGGGCCCAAGGUUGUUUAUCACUCCCAACGCAGGAGCUCCUUGAUCAUUUAGUCUAUUGUUACUUUCGCUUCGUUCAUUGUCAUAUCCCCCUCCUCAACGAAGCCGAGUUCUGGCCAGCGUACAAAAGCUCUAGCUUGGGUUCACCUUCUACUCCCUAUACUUCGUUGUUUGUGUUUCAAGCAGUCUUGUUCUGCAGCCUUGCUUACAUCCCGCUGCCAUUGAUACACAAACUCGGCUACGCCAGCCGAGAACUCGCACAAGCCACAUUCCAUCUGCGUGCGAAGGUCCGUUUCUACCUCCUCAAUCGCGGCAUAUCAUACCAAUUGACUGUACGCCAGCUCAUAUACGAACUCGAAGCAGAGACCGAUCCCCUGUACCUGGCCCAGGGCUGUCUCCUCCUCAGCCGCCAUACCACGGGUGCUCGUCCGUACCAAGCAAGCGAAUGGCUCGCGAUUGCUAUCAACAAUGCCGUCUCCAUCCAGGCCCACCGCGCCGGAAUAUCAAGAAAUGACGAAGAAACAAACAACAAUGUAAAAAGGCGCCUAUGGUGGUCGAUCAUCAUCCGUGACCGUUCACUGGCAUUGGGGCUACGCCGCGGAAUUCUUGUUGCACCACCAAUGCUAGACCUUACCAUCGAGCCCCCCUGCGAGUCAGACUUUCAAGAUGAAAUCUGGUUUUCACGCGUUCACAGCCCACUGGAUAAAAGGAGAUUUGUCCAUAUGCUGCGUGCUCAGGUUAAGCUGAGUCUAAUUCUAACGGAGCUGUUGGUGCACGUCACGGACAGUGAUGUGGAUGAGAAAGACAAGAGUGCGCUGAAUAUUGGACCGCAUGCUAGAGAAUCUCAGGUUCUACUAAGCGUUGGCAGUAAACUGUGCGAUUGGCUUGGGGAUACAAAGGACGGUCUGUUGCUGUUUGAGGACAUCGCCAUUCAGCCGUUGACUCAGCCGACAAAUCUGUAUAGCUGCUUGAUUCUCCUCCAAUUCCACGCCGCCACAAAUGUGCUCUACUACCGCCAGAUUCAACUUAUUGUUCAACGCCAGCCAUUAACAAGCGAGGACAUCAGCCAACUUUCGGGCAUAUUUAACGGGAUCAACAUGGCUGUUUGCUCAGUCAAUUAUCUGAUCCGAGAGAUGGUGCAAUCUGAAUGGGCCCAUCAGCUGCCGCUUACUCUAACUGUGUACAUUGCUUUGCCAUUCCUACUCAACUCGCUAGACUUUGUAUUCUCAAGUGAAGACCUGCGGCUCCAGGUCUACGAGGAUACACUGCAGUACUACAUCUGUCUGAUGAACAAUCUCCAGGCGACUCAUCAAGCGGCAAGAUUUCUGGCAGAGAGUAUACAGGCCCUUGUUCGAGCAACGGAGGACUCACUACUCCUCGAGCGCCCCGAAAUCGGUUCCCCAUCCCCAGGAAUCUGGCGCGACAUCUUCGUCUACCGUCCGCACAUCUUCCUGCAGGUCUGCUGGGCCUUGGAUCUAGCAAUCGCAAGCGGCCAAGUUGCCGAUCGGUACACCGUUCUCGAGAACAUCUUUCAGGACAGCACAAGCCUCGCUCUCGAGGUACAGCUCGUAUCCUGGGGCCCCUCGGCUCCGCGGGACAUCCUCAGCCUCAUGAACAGUAAUGCGCACGUAUCCUCGAAUACGGCGCAAAUAAUCCACGCGGACGAACUACUAUCUCAGUGCCAAUUUGACUUCCCUGUUGCUGGUAGCGAGGGGCCGACGCUGAGGUGGUGGUUGGACUCGGCUUUGAAUGAGAUGCUGGGUUGUAUUCCGCCGUAG